AUGAAUACAUUAGCUGCUCUUGUUUUGCUCUUCACUAUAUCAUAUGCUCAGGACUGUGGCCCUGGCUGGGUACUACGUGCAGACACCAACUUCUGCUACAGAUUUGAAACCUCUACUUUUAAAAACUGGACUAAUGCAAGGGACGCCUGCGAGUCUUUUGGAGGGAAUUUAGUUACAAUCUCAAGCGCCGAUGAACAGGCAUACUUAACAGGCCAAUUGAGUAACUUAACAACGGAGAUCUGGAUUGGUUUGAGUGAUGACCUCAGGGAAGGAGCCUGGAGAUGGGCGGACAGGUCAUGUGUGACAUACACCAACUGGAGCCCAGCUAUUGGAAUCUGGGGAGUGAUUGCGCCACCAUGCUGCCAUAUGCCCAGUACAAACAUCGAUGGAACGACGACAGGUGCUACAACAACUAUCCGUUUAUCUGCAGUAAAAGACUGG
Messenger RNA from Physella acuta, 441 nucleotides. RefSeq names its product C-type lectin lectoxin-Lio3-like. NCBI's taxonomy places the organism in Eukaryota, Metazoa, Mollusca, Gastropoda, Physidae. The record is from RefSeq and is a predicted model, not a curated record.